Molecule: messenger RNA, 1035 nt
Organism: Penicillium brevicompactum
Lineage: Eukaryota; Fungi; Ascomycota; Eurotiomycetes; Eurotiales; Aspergillaceae
Product: class I SAM-dependent methyltransferase
Exons: 9
Coding region: 1-1035 (344 amino acids)
Molecular function (GO): methyltransferase activity
Source: RefSeq, a predicted model, not a curated record
AUGAGUUCUACUCCCCACGACGCGCUUGCGGCUCCCGCAGCCCCAGCCGAAUCAGCCCCAUCUACCCCUGUCAACGCGCCCGGUCCAAUUGUGAUCGAUGAUUUUACCGACGACACCAACAGUGAAUUCGAAAACGAUGACCUGACCUCUCUGUCGGAGAGCGUGCUCGAGUUUGAGUAUGAAAAUGGUCGACGUUAUUGCAGUACCCGGUCUGGUGGUUACAUGAUGCCCAACGACGAGGAAGAGCAGGAUCGAAUGGAUAUUACACACCACAUAUGGCUGAUGCUACUGGGAGGAGAGCUCUACAACGCCCCUAUCACAUCCUCACCACAAAAUAUCCUUGACCUGGGAACCGGGACCGGCAUUUGGGCUAUGGAUAUUGCCGAAAAAUUCCCCAACGCCCACGUUAUUGGAAAUGACAUCAGCCCUAUUCAACCCAGCUGGGUAGCCCCGAACAUCGAGUUCAUCGUCGAGGACUUUGAAAACGAAUGGCAGUACGAAAACAAUCACUUUGACUUCGUCCACGCACGAUGCUUGGCAGGAUGUGUAUCCGAUUGGCCCAGGUUCAUCAGCCGCAUAUUUGACUCUGUCAAACCAGGCGGCUACUUCGAAACGCAUGAGAGUGCCGUGUGGGCCUGGAGUGACGACGGUUCCCUCAAACCAAACUCCGCUCUCAUGGAAUGGCAAAAGGCCAUCAACUUCGCCGGUGAUCAAAUCGGCCGCGAACUGAACAUCUACCACAAACUAAAAGACUGGCUGAUCGACGCAGGCUUCGAGGAUGUCAGCUUGUCAGUCUAUGCGCUUCCUUUCUCUCCCUGGCCGCGUGAUCCCCACCUGAAGGCACUCGGAAAAUACCAGGCAGUCCAGCUGCAACAAGCCAUCGACUCUUACUCACUCCGCUUGUACACCCAGGUGCUGGGAUGGGGUGCGGAUGCCGCUAAGAUUCAUAAUGCCGUGGUCAAGCAGGAGCUGCGGGAUAAGAAGCUUCACGCUUAUGUUCAAACGUACAGUGCCUCCCGUUCCCUUGCACCUUGA